Messenger RNA from Dermatophagoides pteronyssinus (European house dust mite), 635 nucleotides. RefSeq lists its product as uncharacterized. Gene Ontology annotation, biological process: DNA recombination; DNA replication; DNA repair. Gene Ontology annotation, molecular function: DNA binding. NCBI's taxonomy places the organism in Eukaryota, Metazoa, Arthropoda, Arachnida, Sarcoptiformes, Pyroglyphidae. Gene Ontology annotation, cellular component: nucleus. The record is from RefSeq and is a predicted model, not a curated record.
AACAUGUUUAUUUUCAUUUUUUUUGGCGCAUUUUGUUUCGCGCUGUGUGUUUAUUCGAUUUUCGAUUGGUUGAUUUCGAAAUUGUGAAAUUUUCUUAAAAUUCGGGUAAAAACAAACAAAAAAUGGUCAUGGAUGUUGAUAAUAAUUCAACUAAAUCAAUGGAUUGUGCUGUUCGAAUCAAUGGUGCAUUGAUGAAUAAUUAUCAAAAUUGUUUGGCAAUUUUGAUUGGUUUUGUUCAACGGCUUGAAGGUGAAAAUAAACGAAUUGUAAUUAAAACUACUGACAAUGUUUACGUGCAGGUUAUGCUGACACAACCGUUAAGUUUUAUACUUGAACCCGAUCAAUUGAUCGAAGCUUUCGGUAUUGUACGUGGUGGUAGUAAAUUUGAAUGUAAAUCAUUUGCACAUUUUGGUCGUGAAGAAUCAAAAGAAUUUGAUUGUGAAUCAUAUAAUCAUUUGAUACAGCUAUGUAUUACACAUCAACAACGAUAUUGUAUCGAUAAAACGGAUGCUGAUGAACAACAAUCCGAAUUAGUAUUUCAAACGGUUGAUAAUGAUUUUGAUAUUAUCAAUAUUAAUGAACAACAACAAUCUUUUAAUGAUAAUGGUUUUCAACAUUGAUUUUGUUUGAAAAAA